Messenger RNA from Amphiprion ocellaris (clown anemonefish), 4465 nucleotides. RefSeq names its product pleckstrin homology, MyTH4 and FERM domain containing H3 (gene plekhh3). Gene Ontology annotation, biological process: signal transduction. Gene Ontology annotation, cellular component: cytoskeleton. The record is from RefSeq and is a predicted model, not a curated record. NCBI's taxonomy places the organism in Eukaryota, Metazoa, Chordata, Actinopteri, Pomacentridae. The transcript has 13 exons. The coding region runs from base 40 to 2391 and encodes 783 amino acids.
CCUGGAGAGCAGAAGAAGACACACUUAAUCUCAUUUUGAAUGCCUUUGCAAGGAGUUUGCUGGUUUCUGUGCUGCAGGCAGGGCUUCAGUUUGCUCGGACGGGACUAUGGGGAGAAAGAGGAGGAAGAGUCUUUUGAAUUGCGCAACAAGGAGGACUUGACUCCCAAUGGACGGACUCCAGCUGAGGUGACUGUUUCUCAGCCAACUCGCACAGCCAAUGGAACAAAUGGGCACACUGUCUCAGAGGCGCCUGACGAGAUGAAGAGUCUGAUCAUUGAGAAGAAUAAGAUGGGCCUGGAGGAAGAGCCUGAGCUGCUGGUGAAAGGUUGGCUCUUACGGGAGGUGCGAGGGAACUGGAUCAAGCAGCGUCGGUACUGGUUUGUGCUGAGCCAGGACUCCCUCGACUACUACAGCGGACCGGAGAAAGGCGCCCGCCGACUGGGCACGCUGGUCCUCACCAACCUCUGCUCCGUCAUCUGGCCAGACAAGCAGACAUACAAGGAGACAGGUUACUGGAGCAUUACAGUUUAUGGGCGGAAACACUGCUACAGGCUGUACACUAAGCACUUCAAUGAGGCUGUGCACUGGGCUUGUGCCAUCCAGAAAAUAAUUGAUACCAAAUCGCCCGUGGAAACGCCAACACAGCUCCUGAUCCGAGACAUCGAGGAGAACAAGUUCAACCCCGAGGUAGUGGAACACAUCUACCAGCACAAUCCCAUCCUGAAGUACACCCAGGGACCCCUGUAUGCUCCUCUUCUGCCCUUCCCCUAUGGCAGUCUGGAGCACACCUACCACAGUGGGAAAGGCUACGGCUCUGUGCGUGAGGAGGCCGUGAAGCUCUUCAACUGCCUCCAGCAGCUGGAAUCGGCACGAGAGCCGGUUCCCAUCAUCCAGGGCGUGCUGCAGACCUGCCUGGACCUGCGCCCCCUCCGCGACGAGGUCUACUGCCAGCUGGUGAAGCAGACCAGCUACACACCUUCACCGUACACUGCUGCACAUCUCCGUUACUGGCAGCUGCUCACCUGCAUGAGCUGCACCUUCCUGCCUGGGUCCACCGUGCUCAAGUACCUGCGAUUCCACCUCAAGAGGAUCCAGAGCCAAAGUCCAGAGUCGGAGAUGGAUAACUAUGCGUCAUUCAUCAGCGAGGCUCUGGAGAAGACCAAGUGUCGGGAGUGUGUGCCAUCCUGGGAGGAAAUCCAGAUGCUGAUGAGCCGACAGGAGAUGCUGUGCACGGUGCACUAUCCUGGCCCCGGAUCCUGCCAGCUUUACAUCAGCUCACACACCACUGCCAAUGAGGUGGUUCGGAGGAUGCAAGAGAAGCUCGGCCUACAAGAGAGCAAAAACACAUUUGCACUGUAUGAGCAGAAUGCACUGUGGGAGCAGCCGGUCACAGGGAGUGCUCUGAUCGCAGACGUCCUGACCAGCUUCACCACCAAAGAGUCUGAGUCUAAAUCCCAGUGGAAGCUGUGUUUCAAGCUCUACUGCCUGUUGGAUGCCGACAGCAUAUCUGUGGACAGCAUAGAGUAUUUCUUCCUCUUUGAGCAGUGCCAUGAGAUGGUGGUUCGUGGUCAACUGCCAGCCUGUGAAGAGGACCUGCAAGCGUUAGCAGCCCUGAGGCUUCAGUGCUUGAUGGGUGACUUCAGCACGCACGCCCCAUGCCCGCCUCUGGAUGAGCUUUUCCCAGGUCACAUGCUUGAAACUCGGGUUCUUAUGUCUCUUGCUGCCCCGCAAGCUAUGCCUCCUUGUCAGGUGGCGGCCCAGGGGUGUCCCACCACACAGCGUUUUCCUACGGGCCUCCUGGCGGGGACGCUGUGGAGCCACACGGCUACAGUGGCGCACAAGCAAAAGGUGGAGCAGGACAUGCGUCUGCGGAGCCGGCUGAAAGAAGAGGCAGCAGCCGUCAUGGGAUCCAUCUUAGAUCGAUGGAAAGGUCUGGCCGGCUACAGCCGCAGAGACAGUAUGGCCGCCUACCUCACAAUUGCACGCCAGUGGUCGGGCUUUGGAUGCACUCUGUAUGAAGUCGACUUUUAUAUUAGUUCAACAGGGAGUUUUUCCCAGAAGCUGUGGCUGGGUGUAGCUGCUACAUCCGUUUCCCUGUAUAAGCAGGGAGAAUCUGAGGCCUUGGAGUCCUUCCCUUAUGGCCAGAUUUGCUCUUACGGCGUAUCUGACAGCAACACCUUCAAGAUCACAGCUGGGGAUCGGGAUCUGCUAUUUGAAACCACCAAGCUGACUGAGAUCAUGCAGCUGAUGAAUGCGUAUUUCAGUGCCAUCCGUCGCCAGCGAGGAAAAGGGGAAGGUGCGGACAUCACCAUCACAGAAAGAACAGAGGUGGGCUUCCAUCAUCUGGUCUCGACACCCACGCUCCUGGAGCUGCCCUCCCACCCCGUUUGAAAGGAGGGACCCGUGAUCAGACAACCUACAACCUACCCCCCCCCCCCCCCCCCCCCCCCCCCCCCCCCCGUGAGGCCCAGUCAGUCCUCAGGACCCAGCGCCUCGUCCGCUGGGAAUGGCACAGCAGCCAAAACAAAGAGAGGGCUGUUUUCACUCCCCAUCCAUGAAAAUAAACCCUCACUGAGCUUUCCAGCUGAAGGAGCCGGCCAGUGGAGGAGGGGAGGGGAACGGGAAGGCAAGGGGUUCUGUUUUGCAAGUGAGGCCAGAAACCCACAGAAACCAAUGUGGUCGCUGAUGAGGUGUCACACACCUCCCCCCCACCCCAUCCUGUCACGCAACCGUUACCCUACAUGGCAAUACCCUCACCACCCCCACCCUCCUUGACAAUGCGAGAUGUUGAGCCUUACUACAGCAGGGCGUAACGGCAUCGCAAGAGCCGACGGUAACCGUAAGCUGUGGUGCCCCCCCCACCACCAAGAACACUACUCUCUCUCCGUUUUCUCUCUUCAAGUGUGCCAUAUUUGUAUUGCCUUUCCUAGAAGGCAGUCAUCCCUCAUGCACUGCUGGAAUAGUGUUGAGAACAUUCAGUGACACACACACACACCCUCCGUGUCUUUGCCACACAUACACACUGACUCACUCUCUCAUAUGCCCUUAUGCUGACAUGUUCAUCAGAGACAGUCAGUUUUCAUAAGGUCCCGGGCUGGGCUUGCAUUACCUGGAACUGUUGAUGCAGUGAGCCAUGUGAACUUGGAACUGGAAACAGAUGUUGAACUCUGUAGCUAAGUCACUUUGGCUGCCAUAAAGCCUCUUACCUAUGGGAUUAUCAGAUGUGUGUGUGCGUGCGCGCAAGUAUGUGUCUAUUUGAUCAAGAAAAACCAUCUCCUUGAUGACACAUUCGGGAUCUGGGUUAAUUGUUUCACAGAAACCAAAGGAUUUUGGAGCUAUUUCUACAUUGUUUCCACCAAAUGCUCUGACUCGUCCUUUGUUGUGCUGCUUGUGUUGGCUGUAAUCCUUGACAUGAAACUUGGUUAACACUUGACUGAUUAGAUAAUUUUGCUUUAUGUCAGUUACUAUCCUAAUGCAGCUCUGUUCUGCUGAGAAUAACAGGUGCUUCUUUGUUUGUUAUUUUCACAAUGUAUAUACAAUGGAAGAAAUUGGACUUAGCCCCAGUCAGUGAUGUGGAUCAUGUAAGAACUGACUCCAUAUUUACCAUGCAGUGCCCCAUCUGCUCCUGCUAUUUAAACAAAACCUAUCCUAAUCAGGCCAUGGAUGCUUUUCUAGUAUUGUUUAUACAGAAUUUGCAUUUUUUUUAAACUUUCCCUCAUGUCUUAAUUGCAAACCCAGAUGUAUUUUAAUACUAGAUUUGAUUUAAAUGAUCAGUCUCAUAUGCUGUUGGCUCUGUUCUUUAAAGCAGCUUUUAUGUAUAAAUCCUGUGUAGCUCCCUCUUUGCAUUCACGAUUUGAGUAUUCUUGUGAAACCAAAGUUUUGCCAAGUCAUGGGUUUGAGCAUGGACCAAAGAUGUUUAGUUUUUUUUUUUUUAAUAUGUUUUUACAACAAGAAAAUAGCCCAAUGCAGACAGAUCUCACAAUUUAUAUUCAACUGUUUUCACUUUCAUUCAUUUUUCUUUCAAUAUGAAACAUCAUAAAACCUUUUUUUUUUUUUUUAAAUAAAUUGUAGGAACGACUAUGUAGGAAUUUAAGGCCAUAGAAUCUUUGUAAAGAUAAUACAACACUGUCUGCUACACAGCCCCAUGCAAUAAUCAGCCUCAAAACUUAACUCACCAAGGAAGGCCUUGACAAGUCAUUGCACAGUCAGCCAUCUCCUGCUCAGAAGCAGGUCUUUGCUUUUUCUACUGCAGCUGCAGGCAGCUCCAAGCUAUAUGUAUGAAAAGAAAAAAAAAAUCAAACUGCAGAUGUAUUUGCUUUGUAUUAAGCUUGUUUGUAUGCUGCAUGGUACCUUUUUAUGUAAUGUGUAUAGUGAAUUGCACUAUUGUUUUUAACUAACUUGGGAGUGCAAUAAAAAAAACCUAUAAAUACUGUAUGUAAUUAAUAAAAAAAAAGCACCAUUUUAA